AUGUUGAUGAAUUGCGCCAACAGUUGGCCGAUGUGCAAGGCACGCUUGACGCGCUCCGAGGUCAUCUUUGAUCUCGACAAGCGACAGGCGGAGAUAGCGGUUCUGGAUGCCCAAAUGAGCCGCGAGGAUUUCUGGGCUGAUAUAGAGGGCGCCCAGGAGGUUGUGAAACGACGGGGCCUGCUCCAGUCGCCCGCGCAGCGCUGGCAGGGGUUGAUGGACCGGGUGGAGGAUGCCGUCGGGCUAUUGGAGCUAGCGGUGGAGGAAGAUGACCUCGACGUUCUGCAGGAGGUCGAGGGAGAAACCCGCGUGCUCACUGAGGAAGGCGAACGGUUCGAACUGGAGGCGUUGCUAUGCGGUGAGACGGAUGCGUCGAACGCCAUAAUCCAUCUGCAGCCGGGUGCGGGCGGUACCGAGUCGCAGGAUUGGACCGAGAUGUUGAUGCGGAUGUACAUGCGCUGGGUUGAACUGCACGGGCACGGCAUCGAGGUGCUUGAGGUGCAGCCGGGGGAAGAGGCCGGCAUCAAGAGCGUGACGCUGAAGAUCAUGGGACUGUACGCGUACGGAUACCUCAAGGCGGAAAACGGCGUGCACCGUCUGGUGCGCAUCUCGCCUUUCGACGCGGCCAAGCGCCGCCAUACGUCGUUCGCUUCGGUCCUGGUUUCCCCCGAGGUUGAUGCCUCGGUGGAGGUCGAUAUCGACGAGAGCCGCUUGCGGGUCGAUACGUACCGCUCAAGCGGCGCCGGCGGGCAGCACGUCAACGUGACCGAUUCUGCCAUCCGGCUCACCUAUCAAGUGGACGAUGACACCCGCAUCGUCGUGCAGUGUCAGAACGAGCGCUCGCAGCACAAGAAUCGCGCCAGCGCCAUGGGUGUGCUGCGUUCGCGCCUUUAUGCCUUGGCGCAGCGGCGUCAGCGUGACAAGAUGGCGGAACUUCAGGGCGAGAAAAAAGACAUCGCCUGGGGCAAUCAGAUUCGUUCCUACGUGCUGGCCCCCUAUCAACUGGUCAAGGAUCACCGCACGGGCUUCGAGAUGGGCAACGUGGCGGCGGUGUUCGCUGGCCAGUUGGAUCCAUUCAUGCAAGCUUAUCUCCUUUCACAACGCGAAGCCGGAUAA
Geodia barretti is the source of this 1113-nucleotide messenger RNA. The record is from the annotation of a GenBank genome assembly. Lineage: Eukaryota; Metazoa; Porifera; Demospongiae; Tetractinellida; Geodiidae.